CGCCCGCCGGGGCGCCGCCGGCCCGGGCCGCCGCUGCCAGUGACGGGGAGCUCCGGAGGGGAAAUGCAUCCUGAAUGGGGCUGAGGCCCCCUGCUCGGGAAUAUGCAGCCUCGGCACCGCGGGGGCAGCACCAGGGCAGCGGCCGGAGCGCGGCGGGAUGGUGGCAACCUUCAAGAUCGCCGUGCUGGGAGCCCAGGGCGUGGGCAAGAGCGCCAUAGUCCGGCAGUUCCUGUACAACGAGUUCAGCGAGGUCUGCGUGCCCACCACGGCCCGCCGCGUCUACCUGCCCGCCGUGGUCAUGAACGGCCACGUGCACGACCUGCAGAUCAUGGACUUUCCCCCCAUCACCGCCUUCCCUGUCAACACCCUGCAGGAGUGGGCAGACGUGUGUUGCAGGGGGCUCCGGAGUGUCCAUGCCUACAUCCUGGUCUAUGACAUCUGUUGCUUUGACAGCUUCGAGUACAUCAAAACCAUCCGCCAGCAGAUCCUGGAAACAAGGGUCAUCGGCACCUCGGAGACGCCCAUCAUCAUCGUGGGCAACAAGCGGGACCUGCAGCGGGGCCGGGUCAUCCCGCGCUGGAACGUCUCCAACCUGGUGAAAAAGACGUGGAAGUGCGGCUACAUCGAGUGCUCGGCCAAGUACAACUGGCACAUCCUGCUGCUCUUCAGCGAGCUCCUCAAGAGCGUGGGCUGCGCCCGCUGUAAGCACGUCCACACCACCAUCCGCUUCCAGGGCGCGCUGCGCAGGAACCGCUGCACCAUCAUGUGAGACCCCUGCCCCGGGACCCCCCAAACCCGGGCAUGGUUCUGCUGCACCACCAUGUGAGCCCUCCCUGCCCAGGGAGCCCGGGGCUGCCCAAACUCGGGGAUGGUUCUGCUCCCCGGGUGGUGGGAGCUGUGCUGGGGGCACCUCCGGGCUUGCUGAGGUGACAUUUGGGGACGGGGCACCUUGGGCAGGGUGUGCAGGGGGAUAGUGAGGGGUGAGGGAUGGCCCUGAGCUCUCUGCAAGCCUCCAGAGCUUGAGGCCAAAGCCAUCCCAGGGUCACUGGAGGGUGGAGGAGGUGCCCAAAUUUUUGGCUGUCACUUCAUUCUUGGCAGUUCCUGCCCUGGCAGCACAGGGGCAAUGCCUGGUGCUGCCUGCCUGCCAUCACCUGCUCCUGGAAGGGAAUUAUCCAGCACCUGUAUCCUGCUGUUCUGGGGCUGGUUCUGUCUCUGGGGCACAGGGAAACAGGAGUUCUGCUUUUCCCCUUGUGGAGCUGGGGUCUCUCCCUGUGGAGGGCAGAGCAGCCAGGUUACAUGGGCUGCUCUUGGCUCAGUCAGGUCAGAUUUCCAGGUGGAAUUUCUGGAUGAAAGCAAGAAAGGGGGAAAAAAAAUAAACCUCAAUCCUGCUCCUGACAUCCCCAGAGGCUGGAUUCUGCCCUCCCAGUGCUCUGAGCUCCCCUCUGCCCUGGCACAGCCCCAGCACAGGAAGGCUUCUCCUCAGCCCAGCCUGUGAGCACCAAAUAAUCUGGGAACACUCCUUGCCGGGCAGGUCACCCCUCUGCUACCUCUCGUCCUGGGCUCAGCAGGUGACCAGCCUUGCACGGCUUCACCCCACCCCCGGGGUGUCCUGGGCAGGUGGGCAGCCCCCUUGUGCCCCCUGUGCCCCCUGUGUCCCUGGCAGUGCCACCAGGUCCCACCCGCCGGGUUUUCCCACAGGGAUGUUGCCUCGGCAGCAAAAAGGAGCUGGAGCAGCACUUGCAGCUGCAUUCUUGGUUGGUUUUUAUUUUUCUCUCUGCAUAUCCUUAAUAGGAAAGUGAGCCCCCCAUGUUGGGUUAGUUUUUUUUUUUUUUUCUUAAAUUAUUUUUUGAUCUUCUGGUUUGUGUUUGCACCAAAGCUGCAGCUCAACUGCAUCCUGCCCUGCAGGUUGGGUUGGCAAAGGGCAGCCCCUGUUAGGGAAUGAUGAUGGGGUGGUGAAGGGAGAGCAAGAGGCCAAGAGGGUUGUGGUUUCUCCAUGGCUGGUCCCUGUGAGACACAGGGAAACACCAUCCUCACCUGCUGAGGCAGGAUCUGUGUCUGAUCCAUCCUCCAGCAAAACCAUCUCUGUGAUUCCUGCUGUCACAAGGAGCUGGAGGGGUUCAGCCCUGCCCUGGGCAGCAAAACAGGACACCCAGCCCUCUCUGACACCACAGCCAGGUGUCCAUGGCCCAGCAGCUCCACUGUGCUCUUGGAAUUGCUUCCCAUUAAAGGCAGCUCCAGCUGAGCUCCAGUGCCUCUCACUGCCCCAUCCCUGUGCCAGGGCUGGGGGUACAUCCUGCUCCUCCCUCCCUGCUUGGGGAAUCAAACCCCUUGCUCCAAAAUUUAAAAAAAAAAAAAAAAAAAAAAAAAAGGGAAAAAAUUAGGAAAGGCAACGGGGGGACAGGGAUCCAUCUCAGCCAGGAAGGGCAGUGGCACUUGUCACCAUCCCUUGCCUUCAUGGCAAACCUAGCUCCUCUGUCCAAGCUCAUCCUGUCAGGAUUAAACAACACAUUUAAGUCCACUUAUGGAUCUCUGGCUUGAGCUUUAUCCCUCCAAAUUGUCUGAGAAGGAAAUUCCUUGGUAAAUGCUAAUAAUAAAGCAUUUAUAAAGUGCUCACACGUACACAUAUCAACGACUAAGCCAAUACAUUGUUUGUUAUAACCCUGUAGCCUGCAGUUUAUAGCACAAUUAGUUACAGGUUUUUAUAGCAUCUAUUUAGUAUUUUGAAGAAAAAAAAAAGAAAAAAAAAGGUUAUAAAUAUAAUUGUUAUAUUCUAUUGUACUUUAUAGACAGAGGAAGUUAUAUUAGUAAUAAUAACAACUCUCACUGCUUUGACAGCAUUUCCCAGCUCCCGGGAAAACGAGAGGGCUACAAAGAGAUCCUCUCCCCAGAGCCCAGGAAGGGGUAGGUGGUGGUGGUGGCACCCUGGGUGCAGGCAGGGAACCCCAGGCAGGAAGAUCCCAGGUGUCCAGGCACAGGGAUUGGAGCACAGCAGCAGUCACGAGCACCCCAUGGCCCUACUCACACCUUACUACAGAUUUACCACUCACCCAGCGCCACCCUGGUCCUGCUGAGAGCAGCCCAGGCUGGCAUGGCCCCACUGCUGUGCCCAGGGCAGUGCCAAGUCUCUGCCCCCAUGCUCUUGCAGGUGAUGCCUGGGUUCGGUUCAGCCCCACCAAGGAUGCUCCCCUCUCCCUCUCCUCCUCCUCCUGCCCCACUGAGCAUCCCAGUUGCCUGGACUUGGCUUCCCUCUCCCCCCUGGACUCCUUGUUGGAGAUUCCCGAGGUGUCUACACUGCCUGUGAUGCCCUGCACCUCCUUCUUUGAAAUUGAAUUAAAAAUCAGGUCUGUCCCCUUGUUCUGUA
Molecule: messenger RNA, 3361 nt
Organism: Serinus canaria (Common canary)
Lineage: Eukaryota; Metazoa; Chordata; Aves; Passeriformes; Fringillidae
Gene: RASL10B
Product: RAS like family 10 member B
Exons: 4
Coding region: 158-769 (203 amino acids)
Molecular function (GO): GTP binding; GTPase activity
Source: RefSeq, a predicted model, not a curated record